GCUCACAACGUAAGCUGCCAAUACACGACAGUUUUUUGAUAGUAGCGUUUGUUUUAUUAACAAUCACGUACCUAUGUUUUGACAGUGUGUAGUUAUCUCUUCAAAAGGCAUUAGGGAACUGAAAGUUGUAGAUGGUGUACUUCUAGUUGUCAAUGUGUUUUUAUUGGUUUAAGUAAUUAAAAGGAUGGCUCUCAAGGGAUGGAGACGCGUACUGAACAGGGUGAUAUACAUACCGCAGCGUUAUGUGCUGGGCAUCAUGGGGCUGUUGGCCCUGGCCAACUCCUUCACUAUGAGGGUCUCUCUCUCCAUGACCAUCACGCAGAUGGUCCUCCACACGGAGUCCUCGGAACACAUCGUGGGGGAAACGUGUCCAGACCCUGAAGUCGAUGUGAUAACUAUUGUGACUAAUGAGACUAUUGUUGUCAGUACGCCCCGCGAACGCUACGACUGGGACGAAGCAACCCAAGGCUUGCUUCUCAGUGCGUUCUACUACGGCUACGUCAUAACCCACUUACCUGGUGGACUGUUGGCAGAGAAGUUCGGAGGCAAAUGGACUAUUGGCUUCGGCCUGUUAUCCACGUCCAUUGGCAUGGUGUUGACGCCAUGGGCCGUUUCGGUAGGAGGCGCAGUGGGCCUAUUCAUUAUACGUGUCAUCGAAGGUUUUGGAGAGGGUCCAGUUACCCCCUCCUUCGUACUAUUACUGGCAAGAUGGAUCCCACCAGCGGAAAGAUCGACGUUUGGUGCCAUGAUAUUUGGCGGUGCACAAAUCGGGAACGUGAUUGGCCCAUACAUCUCUGGUCUUAUUCUGGCAAACACCGGAGAUUGGGCUUAUGUCUUCUACUUCUUUGGAUUUUUGGGAAUUUUGUGGUUUAUUUUUUGGGUAUUGCUCUGCUACAGCACACCUAACGAGCAUCCAUUCAUAUCGGAUGAAGAGCGGGAUUUCUUGAACAAGAACGUGACUGCGUCUGGUCUCCACAAGAAACUCGAUCCAGUGCCUUUCAAAGCCAUCUUGAGAUCUACCCCGCUGUGGGUCUUAGUUUUGGCAGCCGUCGGCCAUGACUGGGGCUACUUCACAAUGAUCACUGACCUCCCCAAGUACUUCUCCGACGUACUGAAGUUCAACAUCAAGCAGACCGGCCUCAUGUCGGCUCUACCAUACGUGGCCAUGUACAUUUUCUCGUUUAUUUUCGCAUUCACGUGCGACUAUUGUAUAAAAAAGAGAUGGCACAAUAUUACGACGGGAAGGAAGAUUUACACCACCCUAUCAUCUUCCAUACCGGCACUGUUCACCAUUCUGGCGUCAUACUCCGGCUGCGAUCGCACGGCAGCUGUCGGCCUCUUCAUAGCCUGCAUGGCCUUCUAUGGUGGUUUCUAUAGCAGUGUCAAGAUCAACGCCAUGGACAUCGCGCCGAACUACGCCGGCACAUGUUCGGCGUUCUCCAACGGGAUCGCAGCUAUUGCUGGGAUUAUCACGCCGUAUUUGGUUGGAUUGUUGACUCCUGAUCAAACAAUCGGACAAUGGCGUAUCGCAUUCUGGACAGUAUUCGCUGUACUCAUAGGGACGAAUAUUCUGUACGUCAUUUGGGGUUCAGGAGAACAGCAGUGGUGGGAUGACGUCGACAAAUUGGGAUACCCACCAAACUGGAAGCAUGGACCGUUGAAGAAAAGAAACCCUGACGUGGAGAUAGAGAAGAAAGUAGUUCACCCAAAGCACGACCACUCGCCAGUGUUGAGUUAAAUGUAAUGUGUUUUAUUAUAAUUUGGUAACAAGUGCCUGCCUUCUUUUGUCAGACAAAUGUUAUUAAAUGUUACAUAUCACAUGGAUUGUAGGCGUGGAUAAAUUAAGUUUUACAUAAGUAUUUGCAGUCAUCUUUAAAACCAGGUGAACCACCAAACUGUAUUGAAAGUCCAGUUAUCAGUCUAAGGUCGAGUUGCACCAUCUUACUUAAACUUUGACAAACGUCAAAAAUCUGUCAAACUCCAUACAAAAAGCACCGGUUAUCGUUAUAUUUACGGUAAAAGUCAGGUGGUGCAACUCAGCCUUAGACUCGGUUUGGUUAGUCAUGUAUCAAAAUCUAAUUGAAGUUAUCGGAAUUUUAGAUGAAUUAUUAUGCUUGUAUGUAGCUUUUUUACUGAUAUAUACUGCUGCUGCCUUUCCCAAAGACUAUAAUCCGGACCUUUUCAAGGUGAGAGUGAAUAGGCACUUGCA
This is a messenger RNA of Ostrinia furnacalis (Asian corn borer), 2209 nucleotides long. RefSeq names its product putative inorganic phosphate cotransporter. Bases 185 to 1738 code for a protein of 517 amino acids. Gene Ontology annotation, cellular component: membrane. The transcript is spliced from 8 exons. Gene Ontology annotation, biological process: monoatomic anion transport; transmembrane transport. The record is from RefSeq and is a predicted model, not a curated record. Lineage: Eukaryota; Metazoa; Arthropoda; Insecta; Lepidoptera; Crambidae. Gene Ontology annotation, molecular function: transmembrane transporter activity.